Molecule: messenger RNA, 4797 nt
Organism: Astrephomene gubernaculifera
Lineage: Eukaryota; Viridiplantae; Chlorophyta; Chlorophyceae; Chlamydomonadales; Astrephomenaceae
Source: the annotation of a GenBank genome assembly
CGCCCGCCGCGCUGGGCCCCUUUGCGCAGCCGCUGCUGCAGCUCGCCAGCGGCCUGCUGGAGGCCAGCAGCACGCCGCCGCGGCUGCUGGGCCCGCUGCUGCGGCUGCUGCUGGCGGCGCUGCCUGCCGUACCGCUGGCGGCGCUGGGGCAGGGCUUUGGUGACCUGGUGGACCUGCUGUGCGGCUGGGCGCUGGAGCCGCUGGUGGCGCACGAGGACAGGAACCUAAUUACGGUGGUCCUACACGCGCUGCGGCCGCAGUGGCACAGCCACCCUGACUUCACAGCCUCCCUCACUGACAACAUGCUGAACGACGCCAGGACAGCUGCAGCAGCUGCCACUGGCUCCGGCAACCCAUCCCCUUCAACCACCGCCGCCGCCGCCGCCUCCGACAGCGGUCGCUCUGAGGCAGCCAACCAGGCCGCCUCGUGCAUGCAGCUCUUGCGGCUCCUCUGCGACAUCUUCUCCGCUGCCUCGCUGCGGCAGCUGCCCCUGGUCACGCAGCCUCCGCGCCCCACCUCGGGCGCCGUAGAGGAGCACAACGGGGCACACGGGCUGCAGAGACCCCGCGGCUCACAGCCCCAGCAGCCGCAACUUGCGCCUGCUCUCCAAGCGCCACCCCAGAUGGGUCAGCGGGGCGGUGUCUUGCCGGCGGGUGCAGUGUACCCUGCCGUUGUGCCCGCGCCCACCGUCGCUGCUUAUCCCCACACCCUACAGCACCCCCACUCACAUCACUACACACACCAGCUCCCCCAGCAACCCCCCAUGCAGUAUCCGCUCCAGCACCCGCACCAGCUCCUCCAUCCGCAAUCACCACCGCCACUGCCGCCCCACCUCCGCACGGCUGCUUCGCCGCUGCACCUGCCGCAUGGAGCACCCGCAGCCAUGCAUGUGGGCUCCCUGGCUGGAGUUAUGGCGGAGCGGCCGGUUGCUGCGACCGCGGCCCCGUGGGCCCUGGUCGCCAUGCUGCCGACGCGGCCGAGCGCUGCCACCGUACGGCACCUUAUAGACUUGUUCCCCAGGAUCUUAGCUACUCUGAGAGAAGUACGACAGAUACUAGUAAGGUUGGGUAAGGAGGUGUUGGGUGUAAGCGGGCGCGGCUCAGCUGCAGCGCACACAGCGUCGCCGGCGGCGGCAGCUGCAGGGGAGUCCUGGUCGGGACAAGUGUGCAGCUGCGUGGAGCUGCUCGUAGACAGUCUCGUAACCUGUGUCGUGGACAUGGACCCACGGGAUGUGGAUGAGGUGUGGGAGAGAGUUGGAACUGAAGUGGCGGAGCGUUUAGCGACGCUUACGUUGCGGGACGAGGUGGUUGCACUACCCGCGGAACGCAGCAGCAGCAGCGGGCGUGCAGGUACCGGUCCUACUCCCACACCCGCGGUGUCAGCGCCGCCAACGGUGAGCGCGGUCAUGCCGGCGCCAGAGCGCGUAGUUGAGGAGGUUGCCGCGUACGGCAUUGUUGGCAGCGCUGCGGUAGCAGCCUUACCGGAGGCCCUUGCCGCUUUCCAAAGCGCUGCGAUCUGUGGGGCAGCGGGGCAGGCGAGCGGCGGUGGCGGCGUCGCUGACGCAGCGGCUAAAGGGUCGCAGAAGCCGCCACUUGUUGUUGCGUUGGAGGAGUCUGGCGUUGCUGCUGCACCAGGUUGCGGAGAGUCGAUUCGCGUUUGGGUUUUGCAGACGGCCAUUGAGUGGUUCCUUUCGCUGUUGAGCAGCGGUGGCGGUUGUGCGAGCCCCGCAGCUGCUAUGGAGGUGAUGCCUUAUUGCUUGCGGCUGCUAAGGAAGGCUGUGGACUACGACCCGCGGGUCGCAAGACGGCUGCUCUUGGCAGUCGUACUCGAUGGCAAGGGCGAGUCGAACGUCGUCAGUCUCAGGACCUCCCCACGUGCGCCUUUGGUUGCGACUGCUGGCAAGCUCCUGCACGCCCUGCUAGCCGACUGCCACACGACCAUGUCGGCAGCAACCUUGGACUGGCUGCUAAGGGACCUGCGCGCUCAGCUGCGCGCGCAGGGCGCAGCGGAGCCAGCAGCACCGCAGGACUGGGCCCACGGGGCGCGCCUUGAACGGCCGCGGAAGCCGAAAGGAGCUGCUGCCGGUGCCGUUGCUGGCUCUGCUGCCUAUGCCUCGGCCUCCGCAGCUGCGUUCGAUUGCGCUGUGCUGCAAGCAGCUUGCCAGCGGGGGCUGCUAGCUCCCAGGGAGGUGCUGCUUGUGGAGUCAACUGCAUGGCGUGCAAUGCUGGAGCUUGCGGCUCCCCAUAACCCCAGUCGGUCACCCUUUCCCGCCUCGUGUCUCUCCUCGGGUUCGGACCCAGGGCGGCAGCCAGCAGCAGGCGCGCCGUCGCCGCCGGCAGCUGCAGCAACGUCGCCAGUAGAGGAUGCCUUGGGGCCUUCCGUUGCGGCCCAAGCAGGCACGCUCGCGGCUAGCUUGCCAACCGCAGUCAUGGACGUCACAGCUCUACAAGCAUCUCCACCCGCAUCGGCUCUCUCGGCCCUUGUCGGACCACGUGCGAUGACCCCGCUGCCCGCCUCCGUUGCCUCGGCGCUCUGCGAUGCUUGGGCUGCUGCGGCACUGACCAUCAUUGCUGAUGUCGGCCGGGGUGACUCCGCCGCUGCUCCUCCUGCCGCUGCUCCUCCUGCCGCUCCUGCCGCGCUUGCUGCUUCCCAAGCCGCGCCGCCAGUUCGCGACCAGCAGUCCGCCGCUGCCAAUUCUGCACGCCCUGCGGAUUCCAGCCCUGUGAUGGCGGCCGGGAUCGAACGGGAACAUUCCGCUGUCACAGCGACCGUUACGGCUUACCUAGCAGCACUCCAGACGCUGCAGAUGGGGGCAAGCAGCGCCGCGGCGGCCGCUGUGCAACUCCGUGUCAUAGCGGCGCUUCGACGGCUGCUGGCACACCACACCGCUGGAACCCUUGGCGUCAUUCGCCGCGAGCGGGUGUUUGCAGUGGCGCUGGGCUUGCUUACUGAAGGCAUAGCCAGCAACGAUGCCGGCGUCCGUGCCGCUGCCCUGGAUUGCGCGGCCGCGCUUGUAGCUCACGUGCUUCAGGACCACCCACCAGCCUCCAACGCUGCUGCUCCCAUUGCCGCCGGUAUUUCAACUCCAGCACCACCACCCGGAACACUCCCACCGCCACCCCGUCCGGAGCGCCUCGCACCCCUCAUGUCGCUCGCACUCGACGCCCUGACGGAUACCUCGGCAGAUGUAUCCGCCUCCGCGGCGCGACUCGCAGCCGUCCUCUCCGAGCCGGCGCUGCUGACGGCGCUGUCAUGUGGCCCCGCCUCCUACUGCACCUGGGUGCCCGACUGGCAGAACCAGCUGGCAGUGGCGCCGCAGCUGCGGCUGCCGCGGCCCCAGCACGUCGCGCGCCUGCUGGAGCUCGUGUUCCAGUCCGCAGCGGCGGCGCAGGGCAGCGUGCUGCUGCGCAAGCGCGUGCCGGCAGCUGGCGCGGCGGGGGCAGGAGCGGGUGAGGAGGGCGAGCUGAGCGGCCGACUCGAGGCCUUGCAGCGCCUGGCGCUCGGGAUGGCGCCGGUAACGCUGGAGGCGCCAGAGGGUGGUGAGGAGGUUGUGGGUAGAGGUAAGGGUGAGGAGGCUGCUGUGCCGCGUAGCGGCUCGGCGCUGGUGUGGCUGGCGCUGCAGGAGGGCGCCAGGCAGCUGGUGUCGGGCCGGCUGCGGACGCAUCUUGGCGGACCCACGCAGACACUGGGCGCACUGGAGCGAAUGCUGCAGGUUACUUACUCCAGGCUGUCACAGGAGCGGCGCGAGGCUGGCCCGGCGGGCGUAGGAGCCGCCAGCCGUGAGUCGGCUUGGCUGGCCUUGGAGUUUGCGGGCGCCUUGGAGCGGGCUGUGGCGCAUGCGGCGGAGGGACAUGCAGGGCGGGACGUCCUGCCGCAGCCCGUGCUGGCCUUCUUUGCUGCGAACCGGAAGGUGUGUGAAGAGUGGUUCACUCGGGUCCGGGAGCUGCUGGCGCGUAUCGCCUCGCUGGCAUCUGCGCACCACGCCGCCAUGCAUCACGGCCUCACGCGGCUCCGAGACCUGCGGGGCACCAUGCGGCAGCUGCUGAGGAGCUUGACGCACGAGCGCAAAGCAGCAGCAGCAGCGGCUGCUGCCACGGCCGUGCAGCAAGGCCCUGAGGGCAAAGCCGCUGGCGGCGGAAGCGGUGGGUCAGACGGAGCUCAGACCACACCACCCGCAGCGUCCGCCGCCACCUCGGCACCUGCGACAGGAGGGCGAACAGGGAAUAAGCAGGUGCAGCUGCAGCGGAAGGGUGGAGCUGCUGGGGGCUCAGGAGCCGCGCAGCAGCAACAGCGUGGGUCAGCACCCGCAGCAGCAGCAGCGGCGGCGGCGGCAGCAUCGACUUCGGGUACGGGUCCCACAGUGCCUGGGUCGCCGGCACCUUCCGUUGCUGAGGGCGUUGCGGCUGCCGCUGCUGGUGCUGCAGCCCCGACGGCGGUUCAGCAGUUGGAGAGCAGCUUGUCGCGUCUGGCGCUUGCGGUGGUGGAGCUGCUAAAGCUGGUGGGAGGCGCCAUGCUGGCGGCAGGGGAGCCGGACAGCCUGCAGGGUCUUCAUAGCUGGGCCAUGCGCGAGUUCGAGCCUCUCCUUCUGGGAGCGCACUUGCCCGGGGCAUCCGUUGUGGCUGCUGCUGAAGCAGCGGCGGCGGCAGACGCGCUAACAUCAGCCGCCGGAACCGGAACAUCCGUGGGCGUAGGGCUGGGCGGUGCUUCACCCAGAACCAGCGGCACUGCUGGGGGCUCGCGGCGGCGACCGGAGGCGACGCGCGCAACACGUAGUGGCAGCAAGCAGCAGCAAAAGG